Macrosteles quadrilineatus (aster leafhopper) is the source of this 2411-nucleotide messenger RNA. Its product is annotated as targeting protein for Xklp2. Gene Ontology annotation, biological process: activation of protein kinase activity; regulation of mitotic spindle organization. The record is from RefSeq and is a predicted model, not a curated record. Gene Ontology annotation, cellular component: microtubule; spindle. NCBI's taxonomy places the organism in Eukaryota, Metazoa, Arthropoda, Insecta, Hemiptera, Cicadellidae. The transcript is spliced from 11 exons. The coding region runs from base 164 to 1951 and encodes 595 amino acids.
CAGGCAGCAUCACAUCACACAGACACACAAUCUAAAUCACAGAUUUACAAUACACACUAACACAUUUCCUUCACAGAAAAAAAAACACUUAUGCUAGUAGUUAGUAGUUGUGAUGUGACUAGUUUCAAAAUUAAAUUUCGUUUUUCAGUUUGAUUUGGAAAAAAUGGCAAAUGUGUAUGAAUAUCAUGCGCCCCAGUUCCGAGACUUCAAUUCAGGAUUUGAUGACAGUGAUGAAGCAGACAAAUUCUUUGAUGUUGAAGAUGAUCCUUCUUUCAAAGAUGAUAACAAGGAAAAUGAAAAGAACAGUGCAGCAACCAACGUUCAAAUUGAAGUGGCUGCCAAUGACAACGAAAGAAAAAAGAUUAUUAAAACCAGUUCAACUGGAAAACAUGAUCAUGAUCAAAACAAAGAAAAAGAAAUAUCAAAUAAUAAUUCUCAGAGCACCAUAAAAAGGGAAAGUUCUGAAGUUGAAGUUUCUGAUACUCUAAGUCAAGACCUGAAGAACAUAUCUUUAAGAACAAGAAAAAGGACCCAUUUUGAUGGAAUUGAAAUCAAAACUGAUAUUGAAAAACAACACUCUAUGGUUACAAGAAACGAUGAAAAGAUAAAAACUCCUAAAAUAGAACUACGCACAAGAUCUAUAGCUAAGGAUGCUGACCUAAAUAAAAAUCGUAAAAGAAAAAGCACUUAUGCAGAAGAGAUGAGAGCCCCUGAAAAGUACAUGGCGAUGGCAGAACAUAUUUUACACUACCAGAGAGAUACACCUCCUCGUUUCCACAGUCACAAACGCCAGUCUAUAGGUAAAAGUGGGACACUCUUGAAGAGGAGACAAUCUUAUAAGCCUCGCCGAACAAUCGCACUUACUCCCAAACUCAUGACAUUACAGAGAUCACGUCCAGUGGAAGCACCUUCACUAGAGCAGCGUGAACAAAUGGAGUUGGAGGAAAUGAAAAAGCAUCAGAUUAAAGCACAUCCAAUGAAUGAAAAAAUAUUCAUGCCUCCAAAGCUCCCACCAAAACCUGAAAAGUCAAAGACAGAACCAGCUCCAUUCAAUUUAACUCAAGUUCCUAAAAAGAUGACUCAAAUUGAAGAUGAGCCAUACAAGUUCACUGCAAAACCUGCACCGAAGGCCAUAUUUGAGAAACCGGUUGGUGUUGCACCCAAAAAAGAACUCCCAAUCACUGUUCCUGAAUCACCUGCCAUAACAAAACCUACUUGGGCUCACAAACGAGUCAAAGUUGCAGCAAUUUCUAAUGAGUUUCAAGAAAGCACAGAAGAUCUUACGUCUUUUGGAGUACCAAUGCCAGAGUUCAUACCAAAACGAACUGAAGUGAAGCCAUUCAGUUUUGAAGUUCGGGAUAAAAAAAUCCUAGAGAAAAAAGAGAAAAAAAUGAAGGAGAUUAUUGAAGCAGAAAAAAAAAUGCGAGAAUUCAAAGCUAAACCCAUGCCUGCAUUUAUAGCUUCCAAAGACACAACAAUAUCUUCAUCACAAAAAUCCCAUUUGAACUGCUCAAAAAUGUCUCUUACAAGUGUUAAGGAGUCUGAAGAGCCCACCAAGUCAUUCAAGGCUCGCUCUCCACGUGUGUUGCGAAAGGAGCCGUUCAAACCAGUGACUGAGCACGCCCAUAGCGAGCCGCUUGACAUCCAGUUGCACACUGACCGCAGAGCUCUAGAGCGUCAGGAGUUUGAGAUGAAGAAGGCUGAGAAGGAGCAAGAACUGGCUGGCCUCAAGCAAUUGAUGGAGAUGCAAAAGAAGGAACAAGAAGAGGCUGAAACUGCUAAGAUAAGAAAGGAGACAGUUCACAAGGCUCAGCCUAUGCCCAAGUUUAAGCCUGUCCCUCUGAAUCCAAAAACAUCAUCCAAAGUACCACUGACCCUUCCACAAAGUCCCAGAUUCACAAAACGAACCCGAACUACAACUAUGUGCAGCUCUAAAGUUGUGAAAAAAUAAUGCAUUAACUCACAGACUAGAAUUUCUCAUAAUUUAAUCAGAUGCUGUUUUUAUUCUAAUGCUUUAAUAGUCUAAUUAUUUUAAUUAAGCCUAUUAUUUUUACCAUAUAUUGUAUGUUCUUUACUUGUUCUUUUUAGAUUCAAUUUUAUGUAUAUACACAUUGUUAUUAAUGUUGGUUGUUCUCAGUUGUGUAACCAGGUUUUGGUUGGGGGAGGAUCCUAAAGAAAUUAGUUCAGGGACCCAGGGGAGGUUGAGUCCACGAGGCUGUGCCUUAACCUUAAAAUAUAUUCCAGUUUUAAAUUUGUUUAUAUAUUUUAAUUAUUUACCUAUAAAUUGUCUGCUGUUUGUUGUAGGCUACCAAUGAUUACUUGAAGUUGUGACCUUGCUAUUAUCACUGAGAAAAGGAUAUGUUGACAAUUUUAGCCUAGGCAAAUUGGAUUAAAUAAAAAGUACUUUUUGA